AUGUCCGCAACACUGAUCGUAUUCGCGGCUUUUGCCGUGGCCACCACCCUGGCUGUCUACAAGGAGCCUACUGCACCCGCCUACUCAUCGCACCCGGCACCCGCCUACUCGUCACAUCCUGCACCCUCGGCCUACUCGUCCUCCCAGGCGCACGGAUACUCCGCCGCUCAGGCUUAUCGUGCAGCUCCCGCUUACCCUUCAUAUUCGGCACCAGCCUACCCCGCCGCUCCGGCAUACCCAGCUGCACCGGCUUACCCGGCCGCACCAGCCUACCCAGCAUACCCAGCCGCACCAGCAUACCCAGCCGCACCAGCAUACCCAGCCGCACCAGCAUACCCAGCGGCACCAGCAUACCCCGCCGCACCAGCCUACCCAGCCUACCACGCAGCACCUGCUUACUCGGCGUACCAGGCCGCACCAGCAUACCAGGCUUACCAGGCAGCACCAGCAUACCAGGCAUACCAGGCCGCACCAGCAUACCAGGCAUACCAGGCCGCACCAGCAUACCAGGCCGCUUACCAAGCAGCACCGGCUUACCACGCAGCGCCCGCUUACAACAAACCAGUGGCAUACAACUCCGCACCCGCUUACUACAAACCGGCUCAAUAUUCCGCGCCUAAGCCGUACGCCGCCGCCUCAUCCGCCGCCCCGUCGCCUUACAACUUCCAAUACAGCGUUAACGACGCACACACCGGCGACAUCAAGAGCCAGACCGAGUACGCUGACGCCAACGGUUACGUCAAGGGCACGUACAGUCUGGUGGACGCGGACGGCAGCAAGCGCACCGUAGACUACACCGCCGACGACCACAGCGGUUUCAACGCUGACGUCAAGAAGGAGGGCGGAUACGCCUCACCGUCGCCGUCUCCGGCCACGUACAAGCCCGCCUACUGA
This is a messenger RNA of Macrosiphum euphorbiae (potato aphid), 894 nucleotides long. Lineage: Eukaryota; Metazoa; Arthropoda; Insecta; Hemiptera; Aphididae. The record is from the annotation of a GenBank genome assembly.